UGUGCAGCAAAAUGAAGGUUUUAGCAUGGAGGCUGUUGUUUGUCCCGAAGCUCAAGCUUUAAGACAAGCUGAACUUCUUCGGGCGAGCUUGAAAAGUAGCGUUGAGGAUUUUAAUAUUGGAAGCUCAGGAUGGUCUUCAAGGCAGAUGUUGCAGGAUUUGUAUAAAAGUAUCUUACUGAAUGAUCUUGAGUUUGCUCUUGAUAAAAAGGUGGAACAAGAUUUAUGGAAUAGUGCCUUCAAAAGUCAAAUAGAUUUUUUACGACAACAGGCCAAAGAAAAUAAGGGCUCCAAGUCUAAUGAUAUACAAGCUGUUCUCUCAUUGUUUUUGGAAGCAGCUAGUGGAUUCUAUAUUCAGCUUCUGCAAGAAAUCUGUUUGAUCUACAGUCUAGACCUCCCAGGUCAUACAAAGUCCUCUCAUCUUGGAAUCCUACAAGGUGCUGAUAUCAGCAACUUAACCAAACGGCCCCACACACAGUCCUGCUAUUAUGUCUGUCAAGAUUGUUUGGUUCAUCUAGGAGACAUUGCAAGGUAUUGUGAUGAUUCCAAUCAAGCUGAGGUGUUUUACAAACAUGCAUUGGUCCUUGUACCCUCAAAUGGUCAGCCAUAUAAUCAGCUGGCUAUUUUAGCAAGUACAAAGGGMGAUCAGCUUGGCACWGUKUACUUCUAUUGUAGAAGUAUUGCAGUUAAAAACCAAUUUCCUGCUGCGUCAACGAAUCUUCACAAGACAUUUAACAAGAUUUGUUCAAGGUAUUCAUCUCCAUCAAACAAAACUGAAUUCUUUCAAACAUUUCUCAAGUUUCAUGGUUUACUGUACCUGGACCAAGAUUUUUCCGAAGCAAGAAAUAUUAAAGAUAAAGCUGUUGAUGGUUUUCAAUUGGUUUUGCAACAAGACGCUCUUCAGCAAGAUGAUGUACUGCGAAUUUCUGCCAUCACACUGUUUACUCUAUACCACAUCAAGUGUGGCAGAGGUGUAGAUGACUUGGAGGAGUUUGACUGCAUCAGCAAGGCAGAGGAGGAGAGUUGGCAAUUAUGUCUUGAGUUUGCAGUAAAUCUGUUUGACGUUGCACUCACUCACAUCAAUGACAAUCCAGAGGACAUGAACAACACUACCUUACUGUACAUAAGUGUGUUUUGUCAYUGGAUCASAGGGAAUUCAGCCACUGCAUGGAAAGAAGACAUUGUCAAGUCUGAAUUAAUUUGGGAAAAGUUUGCAACACUUCUUAAUCAUUUUUCAUCGACUGGACACCAAAUUGAGAAGUCAGAUGUCCCCAUUCUUGAGGACAGAGAGCUACAGUGUUUUAUUCCCCUAAACAGUUUUCAAAAAAAACUUAACUUUGCCAUAAAAAAAGCCAGGGUUGACAAUGAAGAUCAUUGUCGGAGAAGUCGUCUUCUUCAGUUUGGAAACAAUUUAUCAAAUCAUUCUCCAAGGCUGCUAUCCAAGAUAGAUGAUGUUUUGACUGGAAUUGCUAAAUUCUCCCUUCAUACAGAGACCAAUUCUACUGAAAAUCAGGUCCACAGUUUCCAGGAAAGACCCCAAAAGUUUGUAAGAGGUUUUGGAGUUGAAUCUGUAGCACCACAAGGACCACAAGCCCCUACUCUUACUGCCUCAGCAUUCCUUCCACAGAAGUCUCCAUCACCUACACCGUUCACCGAGACAAGUUCUCUAUUCAAUAAUACCCAUGGUGCAAUUGGAGGUCCUGUUGAAAGACCAUCAUUCCUAGCAACACCACAGGUAGCCCAGUACUCUUUAUUUCAAUCUGGAUGGAAGGCGCCACUGACAUCUGCCUUUGGUUCYACUGGUAAGUUUURWUUUCMUUYGAUUACCUGUGGACACAGGAAGCAUUUUWUCAUUUUUGUAAAUCUAUUGUUUUCGGCAGGAUCRUCYCAGUCAUCUCCUAUAGAAAGACCACCAAARGAACUAUCACCAAUAGGGCAACCACUUGUAAACCAAGGACCGUUAUCCAUCACACCAGGAGAGUACCAACCUCCAAACAGCACCAUUCCAACAUUUCAGAGUGCCUCUAGGCCCCAGGGCUWUUCUACCCCAUCACCAGGACCACURGAUGGAUUUGGGUUGAGUGAGAACUGGGGAUCUGGUGUCUGGGGGCCAUCUAAGACCAGRAGUAGCUCAGUGGURGCAGUGCAUGCACCACCACAMCAAGUCCAGUCAAUGUGGAGUCAAGAUCUAUCUCCUGGCCAAGGCUUAUCGCCACUUCAGCAGCUUCUCCACGACCAACAGAAUCGAAAAGACCACAACGGCACGUGACUGACAUGAGGGUUUCACGUGAUAAGAACGUGAUCUAUUGAA
This is a messenger RNA of Exaiptasia diaphana, 2308 nucleotides long. Its product is annotated as protein SMG7. Gene Ontology annotation, cellular component: telomerase holoenzyme complex. Gene Ontology annotation, biological process: nuclear-transcribed mRNA catabolic process, nonsense-mediated decay. Gene Ontology annotation, molecular function: telomeric repeat DNA binding; telomerase RNA binding; protein binding. The record is from RefSeq and is a predicted model, not a curated record. Lineage: Eukaryota; Metazoa; Cnidaria; Anthozoa; Actiniaria; Aiptasiidae.